UGGGGUUGUGCUUCCCUGUCUGUUUUCUCUUUCCUUUCUGUCUCAUCUUGGGACAGAGGCUCUUUCCAAAGGAAACGUGGGCCUUGGAUUUUAAUGUCAAUGAUGGAAAAAUAUGAGAAUGUCUCCUGGAUCCCCCAGCAGGAACUGGAAGAUCCAUUCAAGAAAUAUCUGAACAGCACAGAGGACUACCUGACCUUUGUCUGUGGGCCUCAGCGCAGCCACCUCUUCCUCCCGGUGACUAUGGUGUACACCCUGAUUUUUGUGGUUGGGGUCGCUGGCAAUGUCCUGGUGUGCCUGGUGAUUCUUCGGCACCAGACUAUGAAGACACCCACAAACUACUACCUCUUCAGCUUGGCUAUCUCGGACCUUCUGGUCCUGCUCCUUGGGAUGCCCCUGGAAGUCUAUGAGAUGUGGCGUAACUACCCCUUCCUGUUUGGGCCCGUGGGAUGCUACUUCAAGACAGCCCUCUUUGAGACUGUGUGCUUCGCCUCCAUCCUCAGUGUCACCACAGUCAGCGUGGAGCGCUACGUGGCCAUCCUCCACCCUUUCCGCGCCAAGCUGGAGUGCACCCGGAGGAGGGCCCUCAGGGUCCUGGGCAUCAUCUGGGUCUUCUCUGUUCUCUUCUCUCUGCCCAACACCAGUCUCCAUGGCAUCAAGCUCCACUACUUCCCCAAUGGGUCUUUGGUGCCGGGCUCUGCCACCUGUACAGUCAUCAAGCCCAUGUGGAUCUAUAAUUUCAUUAUCCAGGCCACCUCCUUCCUCUUCUACAUCCUCCCCAUGACUGUCAUCAGUGUUCUCUACUACCUCAUGGGGCUCAGACUAAAGAAAGACCAAACCCUUGAGGAAGACAAAAUAACUGCAAAUAUUCAAAGACCCUACAGAAAAUCAGUCACCAAAAUGCUAUUUGUCUUGGUCUUAGUGUUUGCUAUCUGUUGGACCCCAUUCCACAUUGACCGGCUCUUCUUCAGCUUUGUGGAGGAAUGGACUGAAUCCCUGGCUGUUGUGUUCAACCUCAUCCAUGUGGUGUCAGGUGUCUUCUUCUAUCUGAGCUCAGCUGUCAACCCCAUUAUCUAUAACCUACUCUCUCGUCGAUUCCGAGCAGCAUUCAGGAGUGUGAUCUUUCCUUCCUGCAAACAGUGGCACCCCCAGCAACACCCACAAGGGCCACCUGUCCAGCGGAACAUCUUCCUGACAGAAUGUCAUCUUAUGGAGCUGACUGAAGAGGCGGGCCCCCACUUCCCCUGUCAGCUGUCCAUCAGCAGCAAUCACCUCCACACAGUGCACUAUUCGGAACAGACCGCAUGAAAGGAACUCUCAAAAAAUUGACAUUCCUGUCUGCCUUCACAGUUAAGUCAGCCGAUAACUUAUGCCUUCAUAUGUGAUAAUGAGGAGGAAAAUGGCUCUCUGAACUUAUAUAUCCAUUUGUAGGUGUAUUUUUAAACAAAUGUGGAAAUCCCUACUGAAAUAUGGAUCUAAAACCCACAACCUCCUGACAGCCUGAGGCCCCUUCACUUGUUGAUGAAGAGAACAUGACUAGCAAAGUAGGAUAGCUAUACUUUGAGUAUUUUACACUCGUCCAAAUGGUUUUUCCUGAGUCAUCCUCACUCUGAGUCAGGCUGUGGUCACUCUAUCAACUAAUGGUCCCUGUCAGCCCCAGAAGGAAGGCAUGUAGAUAUGGUUUUCUUUCCUGUGAUUUGAAGGGUCCAUGCCAGAGUUCCUCCAAAGCAAACUACUUUCCCAACUGCCUCAUAUUCUGCCAUCAUAAUGUGAUUCCUUCAGUCUGAAGACUUGUACUUUUAGAAGAAUCUUUCUGAUAACAUGGGAAUGAUCCUUACAACUAUUACCCCCACCAUCCCCAUGCCCAAGUUAUUAUAAGUAGGUCCUCACCAGGAAUUCAAUUAGAUACAAGUUCUACCUAGAGAAGAAGGGGAUGAGAUAGAAGGCUAAGGUGGAAGAUCGUAAGAUACAUAAACUAUACCGAGCACAAACUUAGUUAUUUUUACAAUUUGGUCUAGACUUGGAUUUCUAUAAUCUAACUUCAUAAAGAGAAGUGUGUUCUACUACUAUCUUGAUAAAAAGACAAGUCAAAUGGUAACUACUGGUCUCAAACCCAUUAUUUUCAGCUGCUCAGUCCUGCAUUGCCUAUAUAAUACUCCUCAUGUAUAAUAUGGGAAAAACCUACUUUCCUGACUCAUCUUCUAUCACAUCAUCUCAAUAAACUGUAUUAUUUGACCUUCUUAUGAAAAUACAUAG
Messenger RNA from Pipistrellus kuhlii (Kuhl's pipistrelle), 2253 nucleotides. It is a transcript of the gene NMUR2, whose product is annotated as neuromedin U receptor 2. The record is from RefSeq and is a predicted model, not a curated record. Gene Ontology annotation, biological process: G protein-coupled receptor signaling pathway. The transcript has 4 exons. Gene Ontology annotation, molecular function: neuromedin U receptor activity. The coding region runs from base 94 to 1305 and encodes 403 amino acids. Lineage: Eukaryota; Metazoa; Chordata; Mammalia; Chiroptera; Vespertilionidae. Gene Ontology annotation, cellular component: plasma membrane.